AGGUCCAUUUUACGCUCAAGACCAACCGAGCUUUGCGCGAAGUUGCAUGAGCCAGUUUGAUUCACCAAGGUUUGUUUCUUUUAAAAAAAACUAUUUCAAACAUGCAUUAGGCUGCGUUUCCAAGGGAGAUAACCUGUCCGCGUGCUUAGACCUCAAAAGGACGAAGAACCUCGGCAAUUGAUGCAAAUAGAUUAAGUAGAUUUGCAGGGAUAAACUUUAAUGUAAUUUAAGUAGAUUUGGGGCUAAAAAAACAACGCUCAGUUGAAUAUGCUGAGAACUACUGAUGCGGCAAAGUAUCUCGUGACUAAUGUAACUUGAUCACCCAAAAAAGAUCUCUCACCGUGCAUAUGAGCAGAUAGACUUGCUACACAGAAUAUUCAGUAAUAUUUAUUAUUAUCAACUAAUAACUCGCGCUGUCAUCAGUGCAUGCGAGUAUUUAUUUACUUAGUUUCAUUCAUCAAAGAAAACCCGAAGGGUAAUGGACCUAGUUGUACAAUACAUGUCUUCUUUGACGAGGAAUGCAGAUAAUUUGUUUGCCAUCUGGAUUUUCGUGUCCAAGCAUCGACCUUAUUUGAUGUUCUGAAACAAAAGGGACCGACGCUGGUGUGUCAGGCAAAUGGAUAAAUACUAUGUUCAAUCAACAAUCUAAAAGCAUAUUAGUGUUCUGUCUUAUCACACCUCCGGCGUAUUCGCCAUUCAAUGCGUGAUUGUGGUACGUAUCAAACACAAUCCCAUCCAUCACGAUGCGCCGCACAGCAAUAGCCCAUAUCUGUAUCAUAUUAUCCUCCGUUCUAGCCGACUUCACGAGAGGAAAGUCCGGAGGUUUUGUACGAGUAAAACUAGUAAACUUUAAAAACAAAAAUCACACGGACUUUUCAGGAGGAUGUUGUGCUACGAAAUGUCUUCCAUGUGACUACAAGUUCUCAAUAUGGAUCACUUGUGAUGGUAAAACCACGGAUUCAUCGUGUUUAUAUGGUUGGGGGAAAACUGGAGUAUUCUAUGGUGUAUCUGAAAUAUCUUUUACACAAGACCUCAGAAAUGGCUUGCACAAUCCGUUGACGUUUAACUUUACAUCUUUCCAGGGCAAUCUUGGGAUCAGAAUUCUCGCCACAAACCCAAACGGAUCCGAGAUUCACAACUAUCGAUUUCAUUACUCAGUUUACCCAACAAUUUACAACAAGAAAACAUGGAGAAAUUCCACUUUACCUGCACGAUAUAGCCUCUCAAACUCACAGAUACAACUGAGAUAUCAAGUUUAUUGCAAAGAACAUUAUUAUAGUCCCUCGUGUACCGUUGGAUGCCUUCCUGGGCCUAAUUAUAAAUGCGAUGAAAAUACUGGCAGAAAACUAUGCAUCAAAGGUUAUGUGGGACAAAAUUGUACCUGCAAACCAAGCCAUCAGUAUAACUGUGAUAUUACCACGGGAGACAGAAUCUGUUAUAAGCCCUGGUUUGGUGUAAAUUGCGACGUGAAAUGCCAGCCACGAAAGGACGCAUUGAGUGGUUAUAAAUGUGAUGGUAAAACUGGUGCAAAGGUUUGUUUGAAAGGUUGGUACGGUUCUGAGUGCAAUGAGACUACACGAGUCACGAGCGAAUUAGCUGAAAGAUCUACAAAAAUUCGUCCGAAGACACUGGCUCACAACUCUCAGCAAACGACAUCAGGUUUCUUUCCAUCCAAAAGUAGCAGACUUCAAAACAUCAUCCCAACAUCCAAACUUAUCAUAUCACCUUUGAAGAUGUCACUUAUAACGUCACCACUAAUGACCUCGUCAUCAUCAACGCUAUUACCACCAACAAAACUAUUAUCACGCCUAGUGCCUUUAUUCACUACACCACCAAUAACCCCAUCAUCAACAGUAUUACCAGCAACAAUGUUAUCACGCCUAGCGCCUUCGUUCACUACACCACUAAUGACGUCAUCACAUAUGACGUCACUUUCUAUGACGUCAUCAGAAGUUACCUCACACUUCGCAUCGUAUGUCCUUUCAACAUAUAUCGAGGGAUCAAAGGCUACAUCAAGCACGGUUAGGAACCUCACAGGGAUAAUAGAGGAUAGGAACCUGGAGACAACUAGGGACAGCAGUCACAGGGUAAAACAAAGUAGAAAUAAUACGAAGCUGACUGUUCCAAUAUCCAGUGAUAACACAGGUCGUGUUAAGGAAGACAAAGAACAUGUAGCACAGUCAACAAAGCCCGGCGUGAUUGAAGAAGACUUCGCCAGCAUGUGUUGUGAUGUCAAAUUCACGUCUACAUCACGUGUCACAACACCCAGCCCAGGAACAACGGAUGAAAGAAAAGGAAGAAAUGCAUGGUGGAUAAUAUUGAUGACCUUAUUAAUCAUUGCCAUUAUAUUGAUUGUCACAGGAAUUUCAGUUUAUAGAAAAAAAUACAGAAAACACAAAAUCUUGCCACAUUAUGGAGCUUCUAUGAAAGAGUUUCAGAUCCAAGCAGAAAGCAAUGGACUAGACAAGCAAAACUCAAACAAUAUGAAAAAUAAUUCAGCUGAAGAAGAUUUAGAUGCAAUUUGGCGAGUUAUGGUGACAUCUCAUGAGUAAAUGGUUUUCAUAACAAAUCUG
Molecule: messenger RNA, 2573 nt
Organism: Dendronephthya gigantea
Lineage: Eukaryota; Metazoa; Cnidaria; Anthozoa; Malacalcyonacea; Nephtheidae
Exons: 4
Coding region: 744-2552 (602 amino acids)
Biological process (GO): cell communication
Cellular component (GO): membrane
Source: RefSeq, a predicted model, not a curated record